Messenger RNA from Pochonia chlamydosporia 170, 2280 nucleotides. Its product is annotated as heterokaryon incompatibility. NCBI's taxonomy places the organism in Eukaryota, Fungi, Ascomycota, Sordariomycetes, Hypocreales, Clavicipitaceae. The record is from RefSeq and is a predicted model, not a curated record. Bases 1 to 2280 code for a protein of 759 amino acids. The transcript has a single exon.
AUGUUAGGCCCAGAACCAUUAACAUACACUCCUCUUGACUUGUCUCGCCAAACAUUUCGUCUCCUCCGGCUUUUGCCGCCGAAACCACCCCUCAUCCCAGGCUGCUACGGCACAGUGAGAAUCGAAUUAAUUGAUGCCGAGAUCGACGCCAACGGUAAAGCAUCAUGCAAAUACGACGCUCUUUCGUAUUCCUGGGGCAAAAGCAAACCCAAUCGACCGAUCAUCGUGGAAGAUGGAGGCAAAUCUUACCGUCUCUGGAUAACGCGUCCGCUGGAAUUAGCCCUCUUGCAUUUACUUGAGAGCAAAGUCACAGAGCUGCCGCUCUUCGUGGAUCAAAUAUGUAUUAACCAGGCAUCCAAGGGCCAAGGUGGCGAUGACAACGAAAAGGCGCAUCAAGUGAGGCUCAUGCGGCACAUUUACUCCAGCUGCAACCGCACCAUUGUAUGGUUAGGGACGGCGACGCGUGGUUCCGACGAAUGGUUCAAGUAUACCCGCGAGCUCAGUAAUGAAGGAGUUCUAAGCAGAGUCAUGGGUCCUCGUGUCGCCACAUUCAUGCAAGUGUUUGACGCAGUCAUGGAUUCUUCGAUCCAAGUAACCGGGCAUCAAAAGGAAGACCGAGAUGACAUUCUGGAGCUUCUCAGGCUGCGAGGUGAUCAGUACCCCUUGGAUGGCUUCAUCGACGUCCUGGACCGCUCGUGGUUCAACCGUCUUUGGACCAUCCAAGAGGCAUGUUUGCCCCCAGAGGUCAUCUUCGUUUGUGGCAACCAGUCAUUAUGCUUCGAUUGCUUCCGCGGGGGCAAAUUAUUCUACAACAUAUACAACACACACUGGGUUAGGCACGUAAGGGAACCCAUAACACAGGCGGAACUCCACCGACGAGACGGCAUCUUCGCAAAGGGCGAUGGAUUCAACCGUGUCUUCCAAGAACGCAAGGCCAUUCACCAGACGGGGAUUAGGCAAAGUCUCUACGACCUUGUAUUGAAGUAUAAUGUCAACGAUGUCAAUAAGAAGAUUGGGGCAAGUCUCCCCCAAGAUAGAAUAUUCGGCCUUUUGGGGCUCAUGGCAGAGGACGACCCUCUUCGACAACGAAUCCAUGUUCGGUACAACGCCCUGAAUCCGGAGGCAGGUGUCCCGAGGGUAUAUACAGAAGUAGCCACCCUGUUGCUGGAGGAUAAUGUCGAUGUGCUGCUUUACACUCAGGCCGGGAGGAAGACCACGGGACUGCCGUCCUGGGUCCCGGAUUGGAAAAUGCCGCUGAAGCUUCCUAUCGGGUAUACGUCAAUGUUGGAAGCGUUAUUCACCGCCGGAGGGUCCAAGGACAACGGCUUGUUUAAAGUAAAUCACAAGACCGGGGAGUUGACCAUCCGUGGAGUCAUGGUGGACGAGGUUGCAUCUGUUGGUGAGCGGACGUAUCGCGACGAUGUCGAUUACAUGUUCCAAAGAGCUCCUGAUUAUCGCUGGUCGAAGCGUGUAUUCGACGAAGCAGCGCAGUUUGCGCGUGACGCUUAUGAGAUACGAAGCGGAGAAGGGUCACCGGCUGAUGAGCGCUCGUUAGCUCUCCAGGUUCAGCGAGUUUGUUGCUCUGGUAUAAGUUAUCAGCAAUUUACCAAUCGACUGGGUACACAAGCUGGCAUUGAUAGACUUGAAACCGUUCACAGCCAGCAUUCCCUUGUAGGAAAACGCCUGUUGGACUCUGAUGUCAAGGCUGCAGCGUGGAGCAUUACCCGAAUAUAUCGAACCCUUGGCAUCACCCCGUGGUAUUUUAUCCCACCGCCGGAGAUGGAUGCGUUGCGAGUCUGCGCACAGGAUCCCAUAUCAGCAGCAUUUGUACUGCGCGAUGCUUUAAAGGACGUCGUCGAGGACGUAAUCGGAAUGUGUGUCGCGUCGGCUCGAAUACGUUGGGCGCAGUGUUAUGUUCGACUACGGCGUCGAUAUGCCAAAGUAAACCUGCGCAUUGACGAGGAGACAUUCACAAAGCACGGUCUCGACGGUAGAAUGGAGAUCAGAGAGGACAUGGGCACCUUUGCAAACAACAUUCUCAAGCUCGUCGGGCGGCGGCUCUAUCUCACGCGGACAGGGUACGUUGGCAUGGGACCGCCGGAAAUGAAGCCAGGAGAUGCAGUCACGGUGUUUCAUGGGGGCACUACGCCGCAUUUAAUAAGGAGGGUGGUAGGGACGAAAGACGAGUUGUGGGAGUAUCGGGGCGAGGUGUACUGCGAUGGCAUCAUGAAUGGCGAAGCGUUGGGAGCCAAUGCCGAACGGGAUUUUACGCUGCGGUGA